Messenger RNA from Haliotis rufescens (red abalone), 5120 nucleotides. RefSeq names its product amiloride-sensitive amine oxidase [copper-containing]-like. The transcript has 3 exons. Lineage: Eukaryota; Metazoa; Mollusca; Gastropoda; Lepetellida; Haliotidae. Gene Ontology annotation, molecular function: quinone binding; primary methylamine oxidase activity; copper ion binding. Gene Ontology annotation, cellular component: plasma membrane. Gene Ontology annotation, biological process: amine metabolic process. The record is from RefSeq and is a predicted model, not a curated record. Bases 484 to 2940 code for a protein of 818 amino acids.
ACUAGAGUUGGGGCAGAGUGGAGAAAACAGGCUCGGGUUUCGUGUGGUGAGACGCCUGCCUGUCAUAAUGUUUGCCGCUUGACUCACGGUAGGAUAUAUGCUUUCGGGUCAUUCCGGUAGCUGCUCAAAAACUAUUUCUACGUCAGCUCUUUGAAAAGACAGUUCAGAGGGCAUCAAAGGCACGCGCCUUCUUUAACAGACUCGCACCAACUGUGCCUCAUAUCGCUUCGGACAUUCGCUUCACUCGGGCGAGUCGGCGUAGCUGGUGAUUUAUUAUUAGGAAGCUUGGCUGGAGCAAGGAAUCCCCUACGCUUGCCAUUACGAGCUAACCCAUUUAGCUCCACGCCUGCCCCGUUUCAAGAUCGUCGACUUAUAAUCAACAGGCUACUUCGAAAACAGCAAGACGGAGUUAUUCUAUUGGCUGAUGGCAUCUGAGACCCGCCCGGGGGAGCACGGAGGGGGAGGCGAGGCCGCGCGCACUCGAUGAGGCGGCGUUCCAAAGAAAGGGGAGAAGGAUGGAGAGAGGAAGUGCAUGGAACGAGUGAAGAAGAGAAGGAGUGUAUUGUCAUUAAGGGCACCAUGGGGGAAGGCAUGGUAUCGGCGGGCCAUCAGGUGAUGGUGUCAUCGCGACUGUGGAAAUGUCUUCGCGUACUGCUCGUCCUGCUCGCCAUCGUGGCCAUCCUGCUCGCCAUCGCCCUCAUCAGCGUCAUCAUCAAGCGGAACGAGAAACCGCUCUGUGCGGAAGGCAAGUCCGUCAUCCCACGCAAUCUGGACAAACCGGGCAUAUUCGAAGACCUGACUCCUAACGAAAUGAAGAUUGUCAGAGACUACAUGCAGUCUCAGAAAAGCCUCAAGCUGAAGCCUUACAACGAAGCCACCUUAAACAGCAGCUACAUAUACUUGAUCGAUCUUCAACUUCCCAUAAAGGCAGGGGUGCUGAAGUAUUUAGACGGAGGCCAUAGAGAGCCAGAGCGAGCUGCCAAGGUGGUACUGUAUCGGGGGGAUAUGAAUCCUCCCAGAGUUGAGGAGUACCAUGUGGGUCCUCUACCCCGACCCCGGUAUCACAGGCUGGUAGCUAACCCAAUCUACAGACGAAUACCCAUCCCCUUCACCAGUCGUCCCGUGGAUCUGGUAGAAUAUAACCACCUGUACGCCAUGCUCAGUGAUAUAUCUAAGACGCUGUACCCCGUGCUGAUGGACAGCUACCGCUUGAGCUACCACAACUGCACUAAAGGUGUGGACUGCAUGUUGUUCUACGACGUGGCACCGAGGGGCAUCAAGAGCAACGACAGGAAGAGUUGGUUCUGGGCUUUUAGAGGAGUAGAAGGAUUCUAUUUACAUCCUCUUGGAUUUGAGAUUCAGAUUAAUCAUGAGUCUAUCAAUGUUAGCGACUGGUCCGUGACGAAGUUGGUUUAUAAUGGACAGAUGUUCAGCAGCGUGAAUGCUUUUGAUGAUUCUUACAGGAGGAAUCGUUUGAAGAAAAUUAAUCUGUUCAUGGACAAAUACGACAGUGUAUACUCCUCCUACAAACGCCGGGGACUAAAUGAUUAUGACGUGCCGGUGCGGGGCCCGCGAUUGGUCGAGCCAGAUGGAAGGAGGUAUAGCAUAGACGGGCAGCACGUUCAGUACUUCGGCUGGAACAUGAACUUCAGAGCUAGGACCUCAACUGGUCUUCAACUGUUUGAUAUUCGAUUCCAAGGCGAAAGAAUAGCCUAUGAAAUAAGCCUUCAGGACGCAAUAGUGUAUUACACAGGGUAUGGGCCUGUGGCAGGUUCAACCAAUUAUUUUGACACCUCUUGGCUUCUUGGGGCUUCCUCUUUUGAACUGAUGCCAGGCGUGGACUGCCCAGCCACUGCAACCUUUCACGACACCUACCAUUUUGCCGGGUCUGGGGAGCCAUUGCGUUCCAGGAACGCCAUCUGUAUAUUCGAGCAGAAUUCAGGUCUGCCGUUGCGUCGUCAUUACGCUAAUGAUUUCAAUGGUGGCUAUGGCUUUUAUGGCGGACUUGUAGACAACUACCUCGUUAUAAGGACAAUAGCAAACAUAUGGAACUACGAUUACAUAUUUGAUUAUAUAUUCCAUUUAAAUGGCGCCGUGGAGAUCAAAGUAGCCCUGACAGGCUACGUCCAAGCUACGUAUGGACUGCAACAAGAACGAGCCUACGGCAACUUCAUCCACUCAAACGUCAUUGCCACUCUCCACCAACACCUGUUCCAUUAUAAAAUUGACAUGGACAUCGUAGGCACCAAAAACAGAUUCGCCAAGGUAGACAUCUCAAGAGAGACCAUAUCCCACCCAUGGUAUCCAGGUCGGAACAAAACCCAGAUGAAGUUCACAAAGAGAGACAAACAAACUGAAAAGGAUGCCAUUCUGGAAUAUGAUUUCGACAAACCUGGCUAUAGUAUUAUCUACAACGCCAACGCUAAAAAUAACUGGGGCGUCUCACGAGGAUACAGAAUUCAACACAACGCCAUGACCAAGUUCGUCCUCGACGGCGUUGACGUCACCCAGGCGGCGGGCUGGUCCAAGUACCAAAUGGCGGUUACCAGAUUCCAAGACGUUGAGGAGACCAGCUCUUCAAUCUACGCACAAAACGACCCCUUCGACCCUGUGGUGGACUUCAGAAGGUUCUUGGAUAACGAUGAACCCAUUGUGGACGAGGAUCUCGUCCUCUGGCUUACGGCUGGCGUGCACCACAUACCGCACGCCGAGGAUGUUCCGUCGACAACGACAACCGGAAACCAGUAUAGCAUCUUUUUACGACCAUACAACUAUUUCGACGAAUGUCCCAGUACGACUGUUUCGGAUGCAAUCCAUGUCCAACCAAGCGCACAUUAUGAAAAAAUCAAAAUAGACACGUUUGGUGUCGCGGAAGGAUCGAACUGUUUUGCUAACGAGAUUCCGUUCAGUGUGUUUAACGGCUCAAGAUCCCCUGCUUAAAAACCCUUGCUCAAUGAAUGUAAUACUUGUUGUUAUUUUCUAUCACGUUCAAGUUUAGAUGUUUUACUGUUAAGGAAUGGAAUAUACCUGUAUGUUUAAGUUUGUAUUUUCUUUUCAUACAUGCUUAUAAGUUAUUAUAUUUCAGUUUUAGAGUCGAAAAUAUUUCUUCAUUUAAUCCAACCUUAUGUAGUCAGUAGUCGGAAACAUAUAAAACUAGACACGCAGACCCUAGAGAAUAAAUGAAAAAUAAGAAUCCAGCUCAGGGCUUGAGUGAUUUGGGAAGUCUGGAUUGCUUCAGCCUGAACUUAGAUAUUAUUCUGGAUCAAUUAGGAUCUGAUUUUCUAUUUUUUAGAUAUCUAAUACAGAUAUUUAAACAGGAUAACUUUAUUUCUGGGACUACGAGUGUUAGUCUGAUAAGAAACAUGCUGAUGUAUUUGUUUCAAAGAAAUACCAUAUACAACCAAGAAAUAUUAAUCAGUAUCAUGUCACGAAAUCAUCAUUGAAAGCCCUCAUGUUGAUUUUCCAAUAUUUUCCAUUUGUGUAUGUUUAUGAAAAACCAAUCAGUAAAUGCACAAUUUAAUCAGAAAAUAAUAUCGGUUAAAACAUUUCUCUUGUUUUUUUCGUCAUAGUUUUGUUUAUGGAACUAAACUAUUUGUAUUGCAGUGAGCGCGAAUAUAUGCACUCACAACCGUAUAGGCAUUGACAUAUUCUACUCAAAAAACGUAAGGAUCAACUGAUUCUUAUAUAUUACCAUUGUUAAUCUGUCCUGACGUGACAAGUACUUCAUAUUCCCAUGGUUAAUCUGUCUUUGGCAUGUGAAAGAGUCGGGGGGGGUCCUUAACUUUUUUUGAGCAGUAUAUGUAAAAAGCUGGUGUAAGAACCUCAGAUACCACAAUACCUUGGUACAGUUGCCCUACUCCCUCGGGGAGGGCGAGAAACAAGUCUCGUUCAUUCAGCCUCGAUUAUCCAGAGUAUAUGUUCCUUUAUAAGACCUUGGUACAGUUGCCCUACUCCCUCGGGGAGGGCGAGAAACAAGUCUCGUUCAUUCAGCCUCGAUUAUCCAGAGUAUAUGUUCCUUUAUAAGACCUUGGUACAGUUGCCCUACUCCCUCGGGGAGGGCGAGAAACAAGUCUCGUUCAUUCAGCCUCGAUUAUCCAGAGUAUAUGUUCCUUUAUAAGACCUUGGUACAGUUGCCCUACUCCCUCGGGGAGGGCGAGAAACAAGUCUCGUUCAUUCAGCCUCGAUUAUCCAGAGUAUAUGUUCCUUUAUAAGACCUUGGUACAGUUGCCCUACUCCCUCGGGGAGGGCGAGAAACAAGUCUCAUGCAUUCAGCCUCGAUUAUCCAGAGUAUAUGUUCCUUUAUAAGACCUUGGUACAGUUGCCCUACUCCCUCGGGGAGGGCGAGAAACAAGUCUCGUUCAUUCAGCCUCGAUUAUCCAGAGUAUAUGUUCCUUUAUAAGACCUUGGUACAGUUGCCCUACUCCCUCGGGGAGGGCGAGAAACAAGUCUCGUUCAUUCAGCCUCGAUUAUCCAGAGUAUAUGUUCCUUUAUAAGACCUUGGUACAGUUGCCCUACUCCCUCGGGGAGGGCGAGAAACAAGUCUCGUUCAUUCAGCCUCGAUUAUCCAGAGUAUAUGUUCCUUUAUAAGACCUUGGUACAGUUGCCCUACUCCCUCGGGGAGGGCGAGAAACAAGUCUCGUUCAUUCAGCCUCGAUUAUCCAGAGUAUAUAUCCCUGUAUAAGACCUUGGUACAGUUGCCCCACUCCCUCGGGGAGGGCGAGAAACAAGUCUCAUGCAUUCAGCCUCGAUUAUCCAGAGUAUAUGUUCCUGUAUAAGACCGUGAGACUGCUCUGUGGAAUCCCAUGGCAUCAUUCUGUGAAGAGGUGCCAACAGUGAUGAUGCUCGAGAACGAUGGAAACAAUUUCUCAUAAACAUUACAUUUUUCAUGGACAUCAUUCUCCAAUUCGAUUAUUCGAUGUUUCUACUUUGAUAUAUACGGAGGUUCUUGAUUCAUCAUGCUUGAGUUGUGGAAAAGACAACCAUGCCAGUCAGAAUGUCAACGAUCAAACAUGUCCAUUAGAUAAUCAGAUGAUCAGUCUUCUCAUUCUUAUUAAAAAGAAUGUCAUACAGUUUGUGUCGAAAUAUUGUCACAAUGGUAAAUAAAAUCAUUUGGAAAAGUC